Molecule: messenger RNA, 1364 nt
Organism: Galleria mellonella (greater wax moth)
Lineage: Eukaryota; Metazoa; Arthropoda; Insecta; Lepidoptera; Pyralidae
Gene: Gtsf1
Product: gametocyte-specific factor 1-like
Exons: 4
Coding region: 255-698 (147 amino acids)
Source: RefSeq, a predicted model, not a curated record
ACAUCUUGUUAAAAAAAAAAUCGUAGAUUAGAAAAAAAUUGUCGCGGUUAGUUACGACCGUUCUUAGACUUACAUUGCAUUUUGUGCAAAUUUUUUUCCGCGUCCACACUCUGUUUUUGUUGUUACAUUACGUGCGUAGCAAAUUAUAUGUGAUUAUUGUACAAACUGAUUAAAUUGUACUGAAUGUAUAUCGUUAGUUUUAACGGGUAUUGUAAUUUUUAGAAGAAAUCUGUUACCUACAUAAAUACAGAAUUAUGGCGGAUCCUCAGCCCAACCAAAUGAUGUCGUGUCCAUACAACAUGGCGCACCAAGUGGAGCACUACAGAAUGCAUAUCCACCUGCAAAAGUGCAGGAAGCAAUACCCAGGUUGCAAGAAAGUGACGUGUCCUUUUGACGCCACUCACAUUGUCAACGAUGUUGAACUAGAUUACCAUGUGUCAUGCUGCCGUAAACGGUACAUGCUGGAUUCUCAAAUAUACGUGGUGGACGAUGAUUACCGGCCCACUGUGGAGGUCCAACCACCUCCCGCCAUCAUACCAAGUGAAGAGAACUGGGAUGAUGAGGCGACCACAUCGUACAAACCGGACCUAUCCAAGAAAGGAGCUCACAUCAUUACCAAAAUAAAGGGCGCCACGCCCUCCGAGAGGCGGAGGGCGCGUAUGGAAGGUAUCAAAAACUAUAAGCCGCCUGAGAAUUAGUCAGAUAAGUUAGUUAGUUAGUUAGGUAGACUAAACCGACCUCUAUUACCUAUCAAAUUAAAUUUACAAUAUUUGUUUGAUUUUGCAAUUCAUAUAGAGUGUAAACUUAUAGUUUAGAAGUUACAUGGUUAUAUUACUAUGGUAAUUUAAAAAAAACAAUGAAAAAAUGACAGGGCUUAUUAACUUUUAUGGUAAAUCUAAAAUACAAAACAAGAUGCCUGGUUAUACAGGAAAUAACAUCUGUGAUUGAAACAAACUGUAUAUUGUGACCUACUCUGUGUAUAUAACCAAAUACAUUUGAGGCGUGAAGUAUGUAUAAGAAUCCAAAGGCAUGAUAAAUUGAAGGAAUUUUUCUCUUAAAAAGGGAUAUUAUAGUUUUUUUAGGUUCGGCAACACACUGGUGACACCCCUAGUGUUGCAGGCGUCCAUAGGCUACAGUGACCGUUUACCAUCAGACGGGCUGUAUGCAUGUUGCCACCUUCAUGAUAUAAAUACAAAAUUGAAUUGUUAUUUUUAAAUUACCAUUGGAAUAUGUAUAAUUUAUUUAUUUCUUAAUUAAAUUAAAUGGUUUGACUUCAAAUUUGAUAUUUAAUACAGAGGUCAGUUUUACGUUAAAAGUUUUUAUCGUCAACGAGACGAUAUAUAUAUAUAUAUAUAUAUAUAUAU